Messenger RNA from Fomitiporia mediterranea MF3/22, 2280 nucleotides. RefSeq lists its product as uncharacterized. Lineage: Eukaryota; Fungi; Basidiomycota; Agaricomycetes; Hymenochaetales; Hymenochaetaceae. Gene Ontology annotation, molecular function: protein binding. The transcript is spliced from 5 exons. Bases 1 to 2280 code for a protein of 759 amino acids. The record is from RefSeq and is a predicted model, not a curated record.
AUGACUACCUUGCAGACUCUGCCUCACGACGUACAUUCACUAAUUUGGUCUAAUCUGGACCUUAAAGAUGUUCUUCGCCUUCGUCAGACAUGCUCUACGCUUGCAGAAGCAAUCUCUAACGACAAACUGCUGUGGACGCGCAUUUUCGUUACGCACGUGAAAGCAAGUGGCCUCUGUUCUCCGCAUAACUUACGUAGUAUCGAGGAUGUCGCCGCGCAUGACGUGGAAUCUUGGGUCAAGCAUGCAGUCCUACUCGACAAGGCUUAUAAAAAAGCAAAUCGAGAAUUAUCGGUUCGCAGGCUCGGAAGUCCUACAGGCCUUUGGGUCACUUGGAUUAAACUCCUUCUCGGUCGUUGGUGCCUCAUCGCAUCUUCGAACGAUGAUGAGAGCGUAUUCUCUGUCUGGGAGGUACCUUCGGAGGGCGAACCGAGGCUAUCCACUAAAAUUUGUCUCGAUGCACCUGUUCUUGAUGGUCAGGUGGAUGAAGACAACGGAUGUUGCCGAUGCGCUAUCACGGUGGGAACUUCCACGCCGUAUAUCCUCAUUCUCAACUUAAGCCGUACUCAAGGCACGGUCGUCGUUCAUCAACUUGCCGAGAUUCCAGAUGCAUCUCACGUAGUAUUUCUUCGUGGAAGCCUUAUAGGAUUUGCUGUUCGUUCCGGAAGUGAUAAGUAUCCUCAUAUUCUUAACUGGAGGACGAAAUGUAUUUCCACGUUGUGCGUGCCUUGUGGUGUGCUGCCAGACUCGACGACGGAGGCCCCUCAAGAAUCAUGCGUAACAAUGGCUAUAAAGGAUGGUUAUAUAUUUACGUUACAUCGCUCUGCAAUCGAUGUAUUUGUUUUACCGGACAUUGCCAGCUCCACGUACGAAGCAGGAGCAGAAGCAGAAGCAAAAUAUGUAACAAAACUACCUUUAACCAGCGGCGCAUUCGAUGGCCGAUUUACGGCCGGAGACGAUGAGCAGGGAGCAAAUGAUUCGCUGGUAUUCCUCCGCCUUCACUUUCAGGAUUUCAAAUCCGGGCUUCGAGAAGCCUUGAUUUUCAGAGAGGAUAGUACGGGGAGCACAUCCUCAUUUACCGUGAGCGAUGCACCGAGCGGUAACCACCCAGACGUUCCAGUCCCUCAGACCUUGUAUCAUUAUUCAUUUGGCGUAUCAACACAAAUGGUCUUCUGCAUGACGUCGCAUGCAAACCAAGCGUGGAUCCCUCCUGCUCUGUCGAUCUCCCAUGUACAAUAUGCUCCAGGUGUUGGAGAGAGCAGUCUGUAUGCAAAAUUUGGCGAAUACGUAUCGGUUCAAAGAACUGGCCUUCCUCUUCUGUAUGAUAUCUCCUGUCUAGACUUUGAUGAUGGAAGAGGAAUCAUAGUUUUCGGAACCAACUCAGGCGACGUGCGAUUUGCAUCUUUCCUUGAGUCAGAUAUCAUUCCGUGCCAAAGUCUACAGGACGACUUACUGGAGAAUCUGGAGUGUGCACCCGUGACCUCAGCCUGUCGAAAUUUGUCACAGGUUCCUGACAGCUUGGACCUUCCGGUAUUUUACAACAUCCGGAAGGAGUACGACUUGCAUGAUGGUCUGCCUUCGGAAGUUUCUGAAGAAUUAAUCCUUCCUUGGUACGAUCAAGCACAUGGUCUUGAGCCUUUUGGCAACUGGUCAAAUGACUGGAUACUGUUCCAGGCUGUAUGGGAUUGGAUCACUCCGCUCUCACGUUGGGGCAGCCUCGACAUAGAUUUCCUGAAUAGAACUGCUUCAACAGUUGCAAGGAACCGACUCCAGGCUCUUGGUGACAUUAUUCCUGUCGUCUACGAUAUCGAUGAUCAUUGCCGUGUUAUCUUUCGUAUUGGUGAACAGAUGUUCUAUUGCCGCUCAUUAGACCCUCACGACGAGGAGAGAGCUAAUGAUGAAUCCCAAGUUGAGGGUAGCAUCAUUCUCGGAAAUUUGCCUAUCGCGUACAGCGAGUUCCUUUCCAAUCCCAACGUUAUUCUGGCCCACGCUUCCGAUCACGCGACACAGAGAAACCUAUCGCAUUGGCACAUGCCGCAGAGUAUUUCUGCACAAGCUAGCAUUGGAAACAUCAUGCUCGCCUUCCGUGAUGGUGAGGAAGGCGCACCCGAACAGAAUCUAGACAAUGCCACCAUGGAGGGAUGGUCGAAUGAGGAGUGGGAGAGGAACUAUCAGCGUGCUAUGAAUCUGGACUGGUUCCUAGACAUCGCUGCUAUGGAAGGAUGGUCCGAUGAGGAGUGGAAGAGGAAUUAUGAACAAGCUAUGAGGUUUGACUGGAGGUAA